Oryzias melastigma (Indian medaka) is the source of this 1139-nucleotide messenger RNA. RefSeq names its product cathepsin S. Gene Ontology annotation, molecular function: cysteine-type endopeptidase activity. Bases 60 to 1043 code for a protein of 327 amino acids. Gene Ontology annotation, biological process: immune response. The transcript has 7 exons. NCBI's taxonomy places the organism in Eukaryota, Metazoa, Chordata, Actinopteri, Beloniformes, Adrianichthyidae. Gene Ontology annotation, cellular component: lysosome. The record is from RefSeq and is a predicted model, not a curated record.
AAACACUUUUGUCUGCCUCAGCUCCUGCUGCCUGCCCACUGAGCGUUUUCUGUCCCGACAUGUUCUGGAGGCUGUUUUUCACAGUUUUGUGUGGAUUUGCGCCAGCUGUCCGGUCACACCUGGAUCAGCACUGGAGCCUUUGGAAGAAAACGUACAGUAAAAUGUACACCCACGAGAUUGAGGAGUAUGGUCGCCGGCGAAUAUGGGAGGAAAACCUGGAGAUGAUUACAACUCACAAUCUAGAAGUUUCCCUGGGCUUGCACUCUUACGAGCUGGCGAUGAACCACUUGGGUGACCUGACCAACGAAGAGCUCAUUGACUCUCUAACGGGUACUGUUGUACCAGCUGACCUGGAGAGGGGUCACUAUGAUCUUUAUAAAAUCAACACAUCUGUGCCUGAAUCUGUGGACUGGAGGGCAGAAGGACUGGUAACGUCGGUCAAAACGCAGGGUCGCUGUGGUUCUUGUUGGGCCUUCAGUGCUGUCGGUGCCCUGGAGGGCCAACUCAAGAAAACCACAGGCGUCCUAACGUCCCUCAGCCCACAAAAUCUGUUGGACUGUUCCACCAAAUAUGGCAACUAUGGCUGCAAGGGUGGCUUCAUGACCAACGCCUUCCAGUACGUCAUAAACAACCAGGGCAUUUCCUCCGACGCCGCGUAUCCCUACAUCGGAAAGCGAGACAAAUGCAAGUAUGACUCAAAGCACCGAGCUGCAAACUGCUCAGGAUACAGGUUCCUACCCAAAGGGGACGAGAUUGCUCUCAAAGUGGGCGUGGCUACUGUCGGCCCCAUUUCUGUUGCCAUAGAUGCUUCAAGGCCCAAGUUUCUCUUCUACCGACACGGUGUGUACAAGGACCACACAUGCAGCCACAAGGUGAACCACGGAGUUCUGGUUGUGGGGUACGGCACUGAGGAUGGAGAAGAUUACUGGCUGGUCAAAAACAGCUGGGGUGAACGCUACGGAGACGGCGGAUACAUCAAAAUGGCUCGGAACAGACACAACCAGUGUGGCAUCGCGCUCUACGCCUGCUUCCCAGUCAUGUGAUCAGGACUGGUGCUUUUGGAUAUAUAUGAAUACAUUUAAAUAGUUUUAAUAAUUACUGAAAACCUAACUUUCUUUAAAUAAAAUUCAUUUAAAUUA